Aspergillus vadensis CBS 113365 is the source of this 2370-nucleotide messenger RNA. RefSeq names its product ankyrin. Lineage: Eukaryota; Fungi; Ascomycota; Eurotiomycetes; Eurotiales; Aspergillaceae. The record is from RefSeq and is a predicted model, not a curated record. Gene Ontology annotation, molecular function: protein binding; metal ion transmembrane transporter activity. The transcript is spliced from 9 exons. The coding region runs from base 1 to 2370 and encodes 789 amino acids. Gene Ontology annotation, biological process: metal ion transport; transmembrane transport. Gene Ontology annotation, cellular component: nucleus; membrane; cytoplasm.
AUGGAAAAUAUCGGGGAGAAGCUACAAAAGGAAAAGGAGGUCUCUGAAGCAGCCAUAGAGAAAAAGAGGAAAGAAAACUCAUCAAGGGCCCUAGAAAAAUUCCACUGCACUCUCGGCGAUCGGUUCGAGCGAGAUAGCGAGACCUAUUCACACACAAAAGAUGAGUUUGGUAUGACACCGCUCCAUUACGCAGCGCAGUUAUUGCCAACGGAACAUUGGCAGGAACGGGAGAAAUGGAACUCGCUACUGAAGGGCCUCAAACUGGAUGAUCUGAAUGAGCAAGAUGAAGACGGUCGUACCCCAAUGUCUCAUGCAGCUGAGCUUGGAAAUGCGUGGGCUGUGAACAAAUUGAUAAAAGCUGGAGCGGACCCCUACCGGCGUGACAAAAAUGGACGAUCGGCCUUAUCCUGGGCAGCACAAUUCGGCCACAAAGAAUUGAUUGAGUUACUAAGUUGGGAUGUCGGUUUCUCUGAUGACAAAGAUAACCAAGGCUGGACACCUUGCCAUUACUUUCUCCAAUGUUCUUUACAAAGCGAGCCUCACUCAACUAAAGAUUAUGAUCUCCGCAUUCUUCCACUCAUUUGGGACAGAAGCCAUUCCCUGGAGAACUCACUCUCAGGUAUCCGGACGUGGACGCGAGUGCCAUCCAACUAUAUGAGCGCAUCCAUAUUGUCUGAGCAUGACGCCUUUGGCCUCACCCUGCUAGCGCGUGCUGUGCAACUCGAGAGGAAUCUAAUCGUCAGGAUACUUCUUACCAUCAAGGACAUCAACAUCAGCGUGGCAGACAGGGAUGGAAAAACGCCGCUUUGGCGGGCCAUAGAGGCUAGACACCGCGAGAUUGCUGAAAUAUUGUGGAGCGAUGAUGAUGUUACUCUGAGGCUACUUGCGAGGAAUGCUCACACUCGAUCUGAACCUCUGGAAUGGCUGAUUACCAACGGCUAUCCAUUGCUUAGACGGCACGGCUCAAGCGAAGAGACGGCUUUUCACAUAAUGCUUGACAUCCCUAAUAUUGGCGUUAUGGAGCAUUACCUCCAACAAAUCAUAGUCGCCCAAGUACCCGAACUAACCACGGACACUGUUGAAGCUCCAACAAAGUUGAGUUCGAAAUUCCUAGAUCAAAACAACAGACGUGGCUUAACUCCUUUGGCCUUGGCAAAAGAGAAAGGACUGUUAUCGAUAGUGAAGCUUUUCCUUCGAUGGCGUGCCAGAGUGGAUUGCUUCGAACACAAAGCGGACUGGUUAAAUCUAUUAUCGGACAGUAAAAAUAAGGGAUCUUUCUGCAAAUUGGAGGAAACGUAUCGGGAUGUUUCAUUAGAGCUGGUACGAAAGAAGAACAAUAUCCUUAUCUUCGACUCCUACCAAGCAGAGGAUGUAACUCCACAAGGCCGUCUUGUCGAGCGAUGUGAUAUGCUUCAGCAUCUUUGGCUACACAAUAGCAAACAUAAUUGGAUAGCCUCAUUGCAGCACGGCCUCUACCAUAAUACAGAAUCCUACGCAUACAGCCGCGUGCAUCUGAACACUAAUUUGUCCGAAAUAACUUGUGUUCUAUCAUCAGAAUUUCCCAACCCGGAUGCAGGGUUCUUCAAGAGACACAGCCCAUUCCAGUCACAGGGUAUAACAAGUCAUAAAUGCUGGUGUAUAUCGUGGAAUGGGCCACGAUUUCCAGUAACCAAUCGCGACGUACCAGUAUUCUACAGCAGUACUCUCUCUCACGGCCAGAUGCCUGCAACCGACGACAAAUUCCUUCAGCAAUACAUAAGCGAUUUAUUCCAGGAAUGGUCUCUAAUAUGCGAUGGAUUUGAGACGCAUGUGACUGAUCAUUGCAAUGGUGACGAGACGAGUGCCACUGUUUUGGUUAAUGACCUAGCUGAUGAUUCACGUUACUUGGCUACUAUUCAGAAGGCCCUUCAAGAUCAGAUAAAGGGAAUACGGAAGGUAAUCGAUGGAUAUGGCAGGUUGCAUGCACACCACAUUCCUUAUUUGUAUAGGUCAGCAGAGGAACUGAGGCAACUGAAGGCGACUAUCACUGAUCGACUGGACAAGCAACACGAGCGGGUGCGUGAUCUUCGCCAGAUGGAAUUCGCUAGGCUUUCCGUUGAAGAAACGGUUUUCAUGAGACGCAUCAGUCUAAUUACUUUUAUCUUCCUACCAUUGAUGUUUGCAUCGCAACAGACCCUUUUUGGCAUGAACGUCAACGCGUUGCAAAGCAACCCUGACUGGCGCUGGUACAUCGUUUUCGGCGCUGCAUCCCUUCUUUUGACUUAUGCCUUGUGGAAGGUUUCAGAUAAGAACGUCCGAUUAUCCCAGAUGUGGUCUGAAAUACGGGAGAGACGGGCCAUGAAGAACAAGAUGAAGGAUUGUGAAGGCUAA